Messenger RNA from Ziziphus jujuba (common jujube), 2178 nucleotides. RefSeq lists its product as uncharacterized. Bases 1224 to 1682 code for a protein of 152 amino acids. The transcript has 5 exons. The record is from RefSeq and is a predicted model, not a curated record. Lineage: Eukaryota; Viridiplantae; Streptophyta; Magnoliopsida; Rosales; Rhamnaceae.
UUUUUUUUUUUUUUUUGGGGAAAAAUAUUUUACUUUCAACCGGCGGUGAGUCGGAGUCAGCAUAUGCUGGGUCUCUAUGGUUGCACGAAAAUACCCUUCAGUGGAAGGGUAUUUUAGUCAUUCUAGAGAAAUUUGUGUGCCACCCUCGGAAACUGUCCAGUCCUCCACCAAUUCCUUGUCGGGGUCAAUACUUCUUGGGCAUCAACAUGGAAUUUGUCAAAAUGUCGAAACUCUCCCUGGCUAAAGUCAAACUGUUGGGUAUGCUACAUGUGCCUUUUGGUCAUAAAGGCAAAAAAGAAAAAAAAAAAAAAAAAAAAGAAAAAUUGGUGACCUGCUUUAUCGGUGGCGUGUUCUCAUGGCAAAAAUAGGACUGCGUUUGGUUUGGUGAAGUGUUGGUAGUGGUUGUGCACUUUUAUGUUGCCGUGGGGAGACAAUCAUUGUGUGUGAUAAGCCCCAGUUUGGUUGAACAUGCAGCCUCACAGUAAAACUCUUUGUAACACUGCUUCUUCUUUGUAGUUUUCGCGUUAGACAACAUUGGUGGUGUUAGACAACAUUGGUGGUGGAGAAGAUGUAAUUGGAAUAAAGACAAAUAAAAAAUUGUCACUUACUGGAUCUGUAUGAAAGUUUAGAUCGCCACCUUCCUUUUUUUUUAUAUUUUAUUAUUAUUAUUUUGGCAGAACAGUAGAUGGUGAUAAUAGAAAGGUUAAUGUUUGGAUCAAAACGGCACAUGUUAGUUUGUGAUUGGGGUUGUGAUGCCUUUUUGAAUGACAGGCUGUCAAACUAGCAUUUUCAUUUUAUGUUUUGUGGGGUCUAGAAAGUUGGAGGUAAUGAGGUCAAAUAAAUGUUUCAUGUAUGGGUUGAAACUUGAAAGUUUGAAAGUUUGAAGGGGAGAGGAAAAAAAAAAAAAAAAAAAAAAACAUUUUUUUAUUUUUUCUUUUUUUCUUAAGGAGACAAAAGUGCUUUUUUGGGGUUUACAAUGGGUGAGAAAGGCACUGUAUAAGUAGAGGAUGUAGCCUGUAGGUAGUGGUGGUGGUGGGGACCAAAAUUGGUCACCAAAAUUUUUAAUGGUAUUGUUUGCUGACCUGUUGGUGAUUGGUAUGACAAAUUCCUUUCCUUUUAGGUCUUAUGUCAAAACUAACAGCAUCAAGUUUCUUUAGGAAAAAAAAAAAAAAAAAGAGGAGAAAAAAGCAAACUUUAUUGUGGAUUAACAAGAAGCCCAACUUAUGAACUUUAUAGAUCAGGUUUCUGUUAGGAGGGAAGCAACCACCUCCAAGAGGCCGAGGAAGAAGAAGACAUUAGCUCAACUUAAAGAGGAGGUGAAUGCGCAAAUGAGGGAAAAGAUGGAUUUGAGAAAUGAACUAGCAGCUUUACGUCUCACUUAUGAGAAAGAAACCGCCAUAAAUGAAAGGUUGAAGAGAUUGCAGCAGUCCCAGCAGACAAUGAAGAGCCUUGCAACUGCUGCUGCAUCUGGCGAUGCCAUUUCUCACCAACUUGAGCAAGUUGUUGCAGUUUGUGAGCCUACUACCGUCUUGCCAAGUCAUGGCCACCCUGACAAACCUGAUUCUCUAGAACAAUUAUGCCCAUCAAACGAGUCUUGCAAAUUACAGGAAGCUGAAAAGAAAGUGAGUGCCUUUACGCUACCUGACCUAAAUCUUCCACUGGAGGAGAGUGUUGCCUGUUGACGUUUGACAACAUUUUAUGGGAAAAAAAAGUAAGAAGAGUCAGCUGUAUACUUAAGCUUGUGAAGGAUAAGAUGUAUAUUGAUAUUCAGUUUUUCAAAUUAUAUGCGGGAUCAAGAUUAUCAACGAAGCAGGGCACUUAAGCUAAAUAAGGUAGAAUCCAUCCAUCUAACUUUGUUAUAGGUUGAGAUAUCUUAUAAUUGUAAUUACAGAACCAAUUAAGUUUAAUCACACAUCUUGAUGUGAGUCUGGAAGUUGCUUUUUUUCCCAUAGAUGAAGGGACUGAGGAUAGUGUAGAGAUCCUAACCCAGUUAGUUUUUAGUUUUAUUCUUCCUUGAUAGGUUUCUACAUUGUCCAAUAUUCUUUGGGGCUGAUCCUCAUUUCCUUCUGUUUCAUUUUUAUUUUUCUCUGGAAAUAUGAAUUAAAUAGACUGUAAUUUUAAUGAAUAAUCACAUGUUUUGGUACCUUCAAUAGCAAAUUCCUUAAGAGUUAUUUGUUA